Messenger RNA from Acanthamoeba castellanii str. Neff, 198 nucleotides. RefSeq lists its product as uncharacterized. The record is from RefSeq and is a predicted model, not a curated record. The coding region runs from base 1 to 198 and encodes 65 amino acids. The transcript is spliced from 3 exons. NCBI's taxonomy places the organism in Eukaryota, Discosea, Longamoebia, Acanthamoebidae.
AUGAAGGGACUGCUCGCUAUCGUACUGCUCGGCCUCCUCGCCUUCUCCAUGGCGCAAGAUUCCACCACCGUUACUGUGCAGAAGCAGACCGCGCCGGUGGCCGUGGUGGCGUCUCAGGCAGCCCAGCAGGCGGUGACCUUCUAUCCCGUCAUCACCACUUCGUCGGCCUGCUCCAUUCACCCAUUCUGGAUGCUAUGA